GCACAGUUAGCGGGAUGAUGGUGGAUAGGAAGCGGUCGCAUUAGCUUUCGCUGAAUCGAUGCUGCGGAAAGAAAUAAGUGACUCCCAUCCAUCCACACUUGCACUACCGCACGAUUAAAGAUGUCAUCCGGGCCGGGUGUCCUGUGCAAGGUGUGCGGAGACCGGGCCUCCGGCAAACACUACGGUGUCCCAUCGUGUGACGGUUGCCGUGGAUUCUUCAAACGCAGCAUUCGAAGAAAUCUGGAGUACGUGUGCAAGGAGGGUGGCAAGUGUGUGGUGGACGUGUCGCGCCGCAACCAGUGCCAGGCAUGUCGCUUCGCCAAGUGCCUACAGGCGAACAUGCGCCGAGAAGCCGUCCAGCAUGAACGUGCUCCCCGGAACUGUACUCCCCUGGCAGCGGUCAGUGCGCUAUCGGUGGCGGCGGCGGCGGCUCACAGCGACUACUACACCUCCCGGGCGUCCUUUACCCUUCCGCAGACAAACCUUUUCUUUCCCCUGCCGUUACACAUCACCGCUUCGUCCACAUCCGGCUUUGGACAUAUCGGCGAGACAGGCCGGUUCCUUUCACCGUACGCCCAGUCUGCGGCCGUUCUGGCGGCUGCCGCAAGCUCUUCCAGCACGGCGACGGUCUAUGAUCAUUUUCCACCUGUCUCAGCACCACCGCCACUGCCAGCACCGCUGCCUGCACCACCAUCAUCAUCGACGACAUUUACUCCCAUCAGCAUACCACCACCACCACCACAGUCGACAGCGAUAGCACCAUCGGGCGUCAGCAUUCCGGUUCCGCUGCAACCUUCCACCGGGAUCCACAAGCAACACUCCGACGGUAAACCAACGGUUGCCUCUACCUCGACGGAAUCCAUGUUCAACAGCAUCACCGGGGAGCAGGUGCUGGUACUCCCAUCAGCCCCUCCGAUGCACUCCAUCAGCUCAAUCCUAGCGCUCGGUGGAUCGUCCGCGAAGGAGAACGAAGUGAGUAGCACCGGAGAGGGGGAGAGCCCACCGAGAAGCACUCCAGCGUCCGUCCCAGGUGGCUUCUGGCCGGGAGCGUUCGGUGUAUGCAAAAGUGAAACCGACAUGUUGCUGGAAUCGGCUGCCAAGCUCCUGUUUCUUGCGGUGAAAUGGGCCAAAACGGUGCCCUCGUUCCUUCAGCUACCGGCCAGCGAUCAAAAGGUGCUGCUAGAGGAAGCCUGGGCCGAACUGUUCGUCAUUACGGCCGCCCAGUGGGGUCUACCGAUCGAUAAUGAAUUCAUCGCUCGCAAUCCACUGGCGAUACGGUUGCAAGGUGCAAUCCAACAGUUUGCCGUCGCACGGGUUGAUUACCGGGAGGCGGCUUGUCUGAAAGCGCUCGUCCUGUUCCGACCCGAUCACCCACGGUUGUAUGCCGCACACGAGGUGCUGCUGCUACAGGAUCAAACCGUUGCCCUGCUCCACGAGAAGUGUGGUGGUGUCCGGUUGGGACAUCUAUUGCUCCUACUGCCGGCCAUUAAAGCAGCGGCCAAUGCGAAGGUCCUGCAGGAGAUGCUGUUUCGCAAAACCGUCGGCGAAGUGGCCAUCGAACGGUUACUGGUGGAUCUGAUGAAAACGUAAUUUGUUUCCCGUGUAGAUUGAUGGCUGAUACCUGACCGCUCUAGUCAAUGUAUUUAAUUCUUCAAAGUAGAACUAGUCCGUAGUGUGGUGUGCAAGGGCGCUUGAGUAGAAACGAA
This is a messenger RNA of Anopheles aquasalis, 1706 nucleotides long. RefSeq names its product orphan steroid hormone receptor 2-like. NCBI's taxonomy places the organism in Eukaryota, Metazoa, Arthropoda, Insecta, Diptera, Culicidae. Gene Ontology annotation, biological process: regulation of DNA-templated transcription. The record is from RefSeq and is a predicted model, not a curated record. Gene Ontology annotation, molecular function: DNA-binding transcription factor activity; zinc ion binding; sequence-specific DNA binding.